UGCGCGGCUGCGGCUGUGGCCCGGAGCCGAACGGCAGCGGACCCGGACCGGACCCGGUGGAGGCCCCGGUGCCGGCCCCGCUCGGCCCCGCCAUGGCCCGGGACCCGGCCUUCGUGCUGCGCUACCUGGCCGAGGUGGAGGAGCUGGCCGAGGACGUGCUGGCGGCACGGCAGCAGAUCGUGGACCUGGACGUGAAGCGGAACCGGAACCGCGAGGCCCUGCGGGCGCUGCAAAAGGACCCGGAGCCCGACGAAAAGGCCAUGGUUUGCUUCGGGAGCAUGUUCAUCGAGCUGCCGAAGGCGAAGACCCGGGAGAUGCUGCUGCAGGACCAGGAAGAGCUGGAUGAAGAGAUAAACAACCUCCGGAAAGAGCUGCGUGUGAAGGUCAACCGGCUCUAUGAAGCUCAAGGUAAACCUGAGCUGAAGGGGUUUAACCUGAAUCCCAUGUCUGCCGAGGAAAUGAAGCUCAUCAACCGCAUCCUGGAGGGCUGAGGUGGCCAUGCCAUUGUGACAGCGUGUUCGGCUGUCACUGUGGGCUCAUGCCUCAGUAGCCACAGUCCUUGGGAUUUACAGGACAUUGGUGUGUCCAGAGCCCACCCAGGUGAGGGCCCUGGGAAUCGUUUUGCUCCUUAGUUACAACACUGCAGUUUCUUUGGAUCACAAACCCUUUCCUGCUCUGUGCUGGAACUCAGGUGGCAGAACCAUGCUGGAUACAGCGCUGGGCAAAGGCCGAUGGCUGGGGUGCAAGUGGGAUCAUUAAAAUCGGAGCAGUGGGACA
Molecule: messenger RNA, 777 nt
Organism: Corvus hawaiiensis (hawaiian crow)
Lineage: Eukaryota; Metazoa; Chordata; Aves; Passeriformes; Corvidae
Gene: PDRG1
Product: p53 and DNA damage regulated 1
Exons: 5
Coding region: 93-491 (132 amino acids)
Biological process (GO): protein folding
Cellular component (GO): prefoldin complex
Source: RefSeq, a predicted model, not a curated record